Molecule: messenger RNA, 1471 nt
Organism: Centruroides sculpturatus (bark scorpion)
Lineage: Eukaryota; Metazoa; Arthropoda; Arachnida; Scorpiones; Buthidae
Product: cytochrome c oxidase assembly protein COX15 homolog
Exons: 10
Coding region: 111-1370 (419 amino acids)
Biological process (GO): heme A biosynthetic process
Cellular component (GO): mitochondrial inner membrane
Molecular function (GO): oxidoreductase activity, acting on NAD(P)H, heme protein as acceptor
Source: RefSeq, a predicted model, not a curated record
CGUAAACAAAACUGACACAUGUUUUGGGAAAGUUGAUUCUUGGAAAUUAAUGUGAAAGUAAUAAAUAUUUUUAUUUUGAAUUUAAACUGAAAUAUUCAGUUUUUCAUAUAAUGGCUUUGCAAUUGUUAAGAUUCUGCAAUAUAACAGCGCGGUCAUCAGUUUCAUUGGGAUAUAGUUUUACUCAUCAUAAUUUGAUUAGAUCAUAUGUUUCUAAACAUCUUUUUUUAAAAGAAAAAUGUAAGGUAUUUAGUAAGGGCAAUGGAUUAUUUAGAGGUAGCACAACAUUUAUUUCUGCUCAACCAAUUACAAAAAUUCCUUCAAAAUCUUCAAAAUUGAUUGGAGUUUGGCUUCUUACUUGUAGUGGAAUGGUAUUUACUACUGUGAUAAUUGGUGGAGUUACAAGGUUGACAAAAUCUGGUCUGUCUAUAGUGGAUUGGCAUCUUUUUAAAGAAUUUCCUCCAUUAACGAAAGUACAAUGGGAAGAAGAAUUCAAAAAAUAUCAACAGUAUCCUGAGUAUAAAAUUACAAAUAAGGAUAUGACUUUAGAAGAAUUUAAAUGGAUCUGGUAUAUGGAAUAUGUUCAUCGAAUGAUUGGCAGAACGGUGGGAGCUAUUUAUUUUUUGCCUGCAGCAUUUUUCUGGUAUAAAGGAUGGUUCAAUAAAGGAAUGAAAAUUCGAGCAGUUGCUUUUGGUUCUCUUCUCUUGUUUCAGGGAUUAUUAGGUUGGUAUAUGGUUAAAAGUGGACUUGAAGAAAAGCCAGAAUCUGAUGCAGUUCCUAGAGUUAGUCAAUAUAGAUUAGCAGCACAUCUUGGAACAGCUUUUGUCUUGUAUACACUUAUGCUAUGGUCUGGAUUGAACCAUAUUUUACCACCUCAGCAGGUACCAGUAUCUGCUAAAUUAAGGACUUUUUGGAAAUGUGCUCAUGCCACAAAAUCUGUGAUAUUUUUAACUGCACUUUCAGGUGCUUUUGUUGCUGGUUUGGAAGCAGGACUUGUUUACAAUUCUUUUCCCAAAAUGGCAGAUAAGUGGAUACCGAGUGAUCUUUUAGCAUUUUCACCUCGUUUAAAAAAUUUUACAGAAAAUCCUACAACUGUUCAAUUUGAUCACAGGAUAUUGGGAGAGACUGUAUUUUGUGCAGUGACUGGAAUGUGGAUAUUUUCAAGAAAAGUAGUUCUUCCAUCUCGUGCCAGACUUGCUGUAAACUGUCUUUUUGCUAUUGGUUUAUUACAGGUAAGUUUAGGUAUUGCCACCCUUUUGCUGUAUGUUCCAAAACCACUUGCAGCAACACAUCAAGCUGGAGCAUUAACACUGCUUUCAAUAGCUGUCUGGCUUACUCAUGAACUGAAAUUCCUUAGACAUAUUCCAAAAUAAAUUUAGAAAAUUUUAUUCAGAUAACUUUUAACUUAUGAAGCAAUCAAAUUUGAUAAUUUUGGAAUUAUCUAAAAUAAACAUUAACUGUUCAUAUAUUGUUU